GGCGGGGCGAUGAAGCUGAGCCGGCAGUUCACCGUCUUCGGCAGCGCGAUCUUCUGCGUGGUGAUCUUCUCGCUCUACUUGAUGCUGGAUCGGGGCCACCUGGACCACCCCAAGAGCCACCACCGGGAGAGCUCCUUCCCCCAGGGUCAGCUUUCAAUACUGCAAGAGAAAAUAGACCACUUGGAGCGCUUACUAGCAGAAAAUAAUGAAAUUAUUUCAAAUAUAAGAGAUUCAGUGAUUAAUCUGAGUGAAUCUGUCAAGGAUGGACAACGUACCCCAGGAGUUAUAAACUUCAGUCAAGGAAAUUUCUCAGAGCUAUCACCUCUAGCCUCCAUGUACCUCUCAGUAGAUCCUGAAGAUUGCCAAUUUGCUUUAUUAAGUGGAAGCCACACUUCAGAUGUACAGAUACCAGAAGUCUAUGAUAUUCUUCCUUUUGAUAAUCGAGAUGGUGGAGUUUGGAAACAAGGAUUUGACAUUACCUAUGAUGAACAUGAAUGGGACAAUGAACCUCUUCAAGUUUUUGUUUUGCCCCACUCACAUAAUGAUCCAGGUUGGCUGAAGACAUUUGAUGACUAUUUCAGAGAUCAGACACAGCAUAUUCUCAAUAACAUGGUUAUAAAGCUGCAAGAAAACAAAGGGAGGAAAUUUAUGUGGUCUGAAAUCUCGUAUUUCUCAAAGUGGUGGGAUGGAAUAGAUAGCCAAAAGAAGGAUGCUGUGAAAAGGUUAAUAGAAGAUGGACAGUUUGAAAUAGUAACAGGAGGAUGGGUCAUGCCUGAUGAAGCUUCUCCCCAUUAUUUUGCUUUGAUUGACCAGAUGAUAGAAGGACACCAGUGGCUAGAGAAGGCACUAGGAGUAAAACCAAAGUCUGGAUGGGCAAUUGAUCCAUUUGGGCAUUCACCAACUAUGGCUUAUCUUCUGAAACGUGCUGGAUUUUCCAAUAUGCUUAUACAGAGGGUCCAUUAUUCAGUUAAAAAGUAUUUUGCAACCCAGAAGACACUAGAAUUUUUUUGGAGACAAAAUUGGGAUAUGGGCUCCAGUACAGAUGUUCUCUGCCACAUGAUGCCUUUUUAUAGCUAUGAUGUUCCUCAUACUUGUGGACCAGAUCCUAAAAUUUGCUGCCAGUUUGAUUUUAAGCGUUUACCUGGUGGCAGAGUCAACUGCCCCUGGAGAGUUCCUCCUGAAGCCAUUCAUCCUGGAAACAUUCAGCACAGGGCAUGGAUGAUUUUAGAUCAGUACAGAAAGAAAUCAAAACUCUUCCGUACCAAAGUUUUGUUGGUUCCAUUAGGAGAUGAUUUCCGCUACACUGAAAGUACUGAAUGGGAUCAACAGUACCAGAAUUAUCAGAAGCUUUUUGACUAUAUGAAUUCUCAUCCUGAGCUGCAUGUUAAGGCUCAGUUUGGGACUUUAUCAGAUUACUUUGAGGCAGUACACAAAGCUGGGAGUUUGGAUGAAAAGAAAGGCAAUUCAGUGUUUCCUGUUUUGAGUGGUGAUUUCUUCACAUAUGCAGACAGAGACCACCACUACUGGAGUGGAUAUUUUACAUCACGGCCUUUCUACAAACGACUGGAUAGGAUUUUAGAAUCAUACUUAAGGGCUGCCGAAAUACUUUACUCUUUGGCCUUGGUACAGUCCAAAAAAAACGAGAACAUGAAAGCAUUCCCUUCAGUGGAGCACUACAAAUUGCUGACAGAGGCUAGGAGAAACCUUGGACUGUUUCAACAUCAUGAUGCUAUCACAGGAACAUCUAAAGACUGGGUUGUUGUGGAUUAUGGAACCAGGCUUUUCCAUUCAUUAAUGAACUUGAAAAAAAUCAUCAUUGAUUCCGCCCACAUUCUUAUUCUAAAGGACCAAGAAAUGUAUAGUUACAACCCAUCAACUCCAUUCUUCACAAUGGAUGAUGUUCAGUCUUCACAAGACUCUUUACCACACAAGACUGUCAUAGAACUGAAUAUGCAGCCAAGGUACCUUGUGAUCUAUAACCCUACAGCACAAGAGCGUUUCUCAGUGGUUUCAGUGUUUGUGAACACACCCAAAGUUAAAGUUCUCUGUCCUUAUGGAAAACCAGUAGUAAUCCAAUGCAGUGCAGUGUGGGAUGGAUCUGCUAGUAUAUCGCAUGAAGCAUACCAGAUCUCUUUUAUGGCUCAUGUACCACCUCUGGGCUUUGGAGUUUACCAGCUUCUGGAGGGACUAAAUACAGAAACCAUGUUGGCAGAUUAUAACCUCUAUCACACGGAUAAAUCUAAACUAGUCAAGCCCCACAGAAUUUUCAACAUUAAAGAGAUACCGAAUGCUUUGGAUGAAAUCAUGCUAGAGAACUCUUAUAUGAAAGUCUGGUUCUCUGGCAGUUCUGGGCUUCUGGAGAAAAUAAAUACAAAAGAAGAUAAUAAAAAUCAUCGUAUAAAGAUGGAGUUUGUUUGGUAUGGAACUACAAGUAACAGAGAUAAGAGUGGAGCUUAUCUCUUUUUGCCGGAUGGAGAGGCCAAGCCGUAUGUCUUUACUGAUCCACCUGCCAUACGAGUUACACAUGGGGAGAUUUUUUCUGAAGUUACCACUUUUUUCCUUCAUGUGACUCACACAGUACGACUUUAUAAAGUUCAGGGGCUAGAAGGCCAGUCUCUGGAAAUAUUCAAUAUUGUGGAUAUAAGAGGAGAAUACAAUCGAGAGAUUGCAAUGAGAAUUUCAUCUGAUAUCGAAACCAACAAUAGAUUUUACUCAGAUCUCAAUGGAUAUCAGAUUCAGCCUAGGCAGACAAUGAGCAAAUUGCCUCUUCAAGCAAAUAUUUAUCCAAUGACCACAAUGGCUUACAUCCAGGAUGCCAGGGCUCGUCUGACGCUUCAUUCUGCUCAGUCUCUUGGAGUUGCAAGUUUGAAAAGUGGUCAAUUAGAAGUCAUAAUGGAUCGGCGACUUAUGCAAGAUGAUAAUAGAGGCUUAGGACAAGGUGUACAAGACAACAAAAUCACGGCUAACCUGUUUCGACUUCUGUUGGAAAAAAGGAAUGGAGUAGACUCGAAAGAAGAAAAGUCAUCAGUCAGCUAUCCUUCCCUUCUUAGUCACAUAACAUCAUCUUUCAUGAAUCAUCCUGUGAUUCCGAUGGUUACCUAUGCAGGUGCAGGUAUUCCACCAAUUUUGAAUACCUAUUCUCCAAUAACUUCAUCCGUGCCCUGUGAUAUACAUGUAGUUAACCUGAGGACCAUACAGUCUAAGGCUAGUCCAGGGCCAUCUGAUGAAGCCGCCCUAAUCCUUCACAGGAAGGGAUUUGAUUGUAGAUUUGCAAACACAGACCUGGGGCUUGUCUGCUCUACAACUCAGGGAAAGCUGAAAGUGCACAAACUCUUCAAGUUCCAUGUGGAAAGUCUUACACCUACAUCUUUAUCUUUGAUGCAUUCACCUCCAGAUGCCAGAAACAUGAGUGAAAUCAGUAUGAGUUCUAUGGAGAUAAACACAUACAGAAUUCAGCUGAGAUGAAGCCUGGCUUUAGAACUCAGAAACUAAAAAGUAAUCUGCAGCUUUUGUCUUCUCAAAGAUUGGUGUGCAAUAAGAAGCACAUUUUUAUUCCAGCUUCUGGAUACUGUGACAGUACAUGCAUUCUAGAAUUUAUUUGGUACAACACAGUAAAAAGCCAUGAUGCAAGAAACUCUUUUCUCUCUAAUAAAACCACCAACGUCAGUAUAAAAAUGCAAUGAGUGAGG
Messenger RNA from Euleptes europaea (tarantolino), 3689 nucleotides. RefSeq names its product mannosidase alpha class 2A member 1 (gene MAN2A1). Gene Ontology annotation, cellular component: Golgi membrane. The transcript is spliced from 22 exons. Gene Ontology annotation, molecular function: carbohydrate binding; alpha-mannosidase activity. Gene Ontology annotation, biological process: N-glycan processing; protein deglycosylation; mannose metabolic process. The coding region runs from base 10 to 3465 and encodes 1151 amino acids. The record is from RefSeq and is a predicted model, not a curated record. NCBI's taxonomy places the organism in Eukaryota, Metazoa, Chordata, Lepidosauria, Squamata, Sphaerodactylidae.